AUGCCACUACCUUGACUACCGGUCGAAUCAUUCCUCACCUUGUUUCGCCGCAGCAUAACAAUGUCUAUUACUAGCUCUCAAGCUACCUCAGUGGUAACAGGAGCGUUUCUCGCAGGGUCAAUGAUGGCACUCUCAUUUCUAGCUGUACCAGUGUUCUUAGAAACUACCACGGACGCGAAGCAGCUCUUGUUCCAAUGGGUUCGCAUGUACCACUACGGUCAUCAAAUUAUGCCGACCAUGGCAAUUAGCACGUUUCUCUUACACCUUUAUACUUGCUACGAACGUAGCAAAGCUCAAAAAUCAUGGGCCAUUUUCGGACUAGCAAGUGCUGCAACGAUUAUUAUGCUCCCGUUUACGUGGUUCGUCAUGGCUCCAACCAAUAACCAGUUGUUUCUAUUAGAGUCUGCGAGUAAGACCGGGCCUUCGGUAGCAGGGAUAGCGGAGGUCAAGGCUCUAGUGGUAAGGUGGGCUUGGAUGCAUGUUUGGCGAUCAAUGAUGCCAUUAACGGGCGUUGUGUUGGCGACAUUAGGCACUUUCAGUUCAGUAGCUCUAUAGAGUAGAUGGAGGAAGCCGUUCUAGCCAGAAUAGCGUAUGAUCCCAAAGCAAAAGGCAGACACACCUGGAUAUUCAUCGACCGUUACAUACCUGCCUAAGAGCCGCUGUACCUUAUGCUGGGUAGGG
Messenger RNA from Trichoderma asperellum CBS 433.97, 681 nucleotides. RefSeq lists its product as uncharacterized. The record is from RefSeq and is a predicted model, not a curated record. NCBI's taxonomy places the organism in Eukaryota, Fungi, Ascomycota, Sordariomycetes, Hypocreales, Hypocreaceae.